Trypanosoma rangeli is the source of this 1425-nucleotide messenger RNA. RefSeq names its product vasohibin-1. The record is from RefSeq and is a predicted model, not a curated record. Gene Ontology annotation, biological process: regulation of angiogenesis. Gene Ontology annotation, cellular component: cytoplasm. Lineage: Eukaryota; Euglenozoa; Kinetoplastea; Trypanosomatida; Trypanosomatidae. The coding region runs from base 1 to 1425 and encodes 474 amino acids. The transcript has a single exon.
AUGUCGCUGGACAAGGUACGAGCAGUCGUGGAACAUCUCGCCGCCAUCAACCCGUACGCAAACGCGAAGGAUCUGCCCGAGGUUCCUCGCCCCGAGGAAUUUUCUAUUCCGCGCCAGCUGCCGUCACUGCAGCAGCUACCUUACGUGCAGAAUGUUCUCAAUACGCUCUCCUACAAUUUUCUUCCACGGACUUUUUUCUGCUUGGAGAAGCACCGCUCACUGGACAGUAUAAUGAUUACCUCCAAAGAGAUACUCUCAGAGGCGCUUCCAAUCCGUUGUCUGGAGGCCACCUUUGUGGGUCUCUACCUCACACAUGGUAUGAAGGGCGUGGACCGCAUCCCGCUUUCCUUCAAGUCUCGCGCAAAAAGGAGAACGUACCAUCACAUUGUCCUUGUCAUUCGAUGCGACGGCCUGUACGGGGCGCUGGGCCUUAGUCGAAAAUUGACUCUCAUGGACAAGCCAGUGGUGUUCAGUAGCUUGUUUGAUCUCAUUAUGGAAUACAAGUUUCAGUACGAGGCCAUUGGACACCAGCUUGUAGAUUUCAAAUUGGGCCUUUGUGUGAGCCAUGAGAUGCACUCGCGAAAGGCGCCGUGCUGGCGCUACAUUGCGGUAAGUUUCACGAAUUCGAGUGUACUGGAAUCUUUGGCGUCGCAGCGCGUGAGUGACGAGGCACCAGCAGACGAGGGAGGGCGAAAGAUACCGGAGGUGGGCGGCGUCGGCGAGCUGCAUCUGUUGGCGGAGGUCGCACAGCUGUUAGCGCACUACGCGGGGCUAGUGAGAUCCAUCUCGGCCCAUUACGAAAGACGCGCCGUUCCUUUUAUCCACGGAUCCAUGCUGGACUCGUCCCCCAUCAGCCUGAGGGACCUCCACGAAAUGGAGGAGGCGGUGGCGCAUCAGGAGAAUUUGCGACGCUUAGAAGCCGUGCACGACGGGCGCUUGCCGUGUCCUUCUGUUGAAUUGGAUACAAAAAAGCGCGCCGCCUCCCGCUCCGUCUCAAAGAAGCGCUAUGGACCCAACUGGACAGCCUUCUCGAACACUGCGCGACCAGCCGCCGCAAAAAGCUCCACUGUGCGGAAUAAGGGGACUGCGAUAAAGAGCAUCCCUGUUGGACGCCUGCGACAAGAGCAACAGUCAUUGCCGCAGCGAAUGCAGAAGGAGGAGCUGCAGCAGCUGCCACUAGUCAUGGAGCACACUCCGUCACUUCUUUUCUCAGACACUGCAAGUGGGAAGCUGAAUAGUAGUGGGAGUAGUACACAGCAGGGUGAAGGCAAUAGUUUUACCUUCUCUGGAGGAAGUGGGCUCCCCCUUAUUGAAGCUAGAGACAGCGAAUUUGUUUCGUUGGCUGAUUCACAUGGCGGCGGUUGGGAGGCGUUAUUCGUUCCACGCCAUGAGUUAAAGGAUGUGGGUUUUUUCAACUUGCCGUAG